AUGGAAAUCGAACAGUUUAGUGCCAUUCACGACAAGAGACUGGUGAAAGAAGAGGACACAGAAAAUAAGAAAAAGGAUAUAACCAUGGAAGAGGAAGAGAGCCUGGAGAGAGAAUUCGCUACAGGUACAACAGCGCAUGGAUUCUCCCGAGCGGCAGAAACCAAAAGUAUUUUCCGCCGAUCAGCUUGGAUUCUGCUCAUCUUGGGCGGCCUCGGUAUGGCGACCUGGAUGAUUUCCCUACGAGUUAUCAAUUAUUUUCAAUAUGAUACUUCUACGGAGAUUACUCUUACCUUUGAGCCCAGGAUGGCUUUUCCUGCGGUGACUAUCUGUAAUUUUAACAGGUACAUGAGAAGAAACCUAAAUGCUGAAGACUACGCCAUCAUCAGUUUGACAGAGGAUGUUUACUCUGGCUACGACAGCGGUUACUCCUAUGGACAAUAUUACUAUAACUACAAUUACUAUUAUGACUAUUCAGGGGAAGGGGAAUCUUCUCCGAGCACCACAACGCAGCCUACAAACAGUAAUUUUAACGAGAGCUGGGGAUAA
Messenger RNA from Lingula anatina, 546 nucleotides. Its product is annotated as bile acid-sensitive ion channel-like. Gene Ontology annotation, molecular function: ligand-gated sodium channel activity. The record is from RefSeq and is a predicted model, not a curated record. Gene Ontology annotation, biological process: sodium ion transmembrane transport. Gene Ontology annotation, cellular component: plasma membrane. NCBI's taxonomy places the organism in Eukaryota, Metazoa, Brachiopoda, Lingulata, Lingulida, Lingulidae.